AUGGCAAUCCACCGGAUCAUCACUGACAAGGUGUCAACGGGCAACCUCCCGGCACUUGCACUCGUUAGCAUCGCGCUUGCCUUCCUCUUCAAGAAGCUUGUUCUCGAUGACCGCCACAACGCCAAAAGAGGUUGGCAGCCUAUGCCGAGUUAUUGGCAAUGGGAUCCUAUCUGGGGUCUUGACCUUGUCGCAAGUCAAAUCCGGGCCUUGCGAACAAACCGCUUCCUUGACUGGCUAGCCCAGAUGCACGCCAGUAUGCCUCAUACUAAGACGUUUGCUACCAACAUGUUUGGUGUCAGAUGGGUUUACACCUGCGAUGCAGAGGUCCUCAAAGCCGUUUAUGCCACACACUUCAAAGAGUUUGGAGUGACACCAAUUGGAAACCUCAGAAGGGGCUUGAGUCCUUUUGCCGACAAGGGUGCUAUUACUACUGAUGGUGACGAUUGGAGACAUAGUCGUUUCAUUAUUCAACCCUUCUUUGAUCGUCAGGUGUACACUAGUACCGAUCGUGUGGCGCGUCAUACAGAUCAGUUUAUGAAGUUGAUGCCGGAGGAUGGCGAGACUGUUGAUUUACAGCCACUUCUUCAACGAUGGUUCCUUGACAUCGCCACGGAGUUCAUUUUUGGCAAUUCUACUGAGUCUCUGGUGUAUCCGGAACGCUCCAAGAUCGCCCUCACCAUGCUCGAUGUGCUUGAUGGCGGUCGCCUACGCGCCCAGCUCAACAGACUCAUGUUUCUCCGCGACUGGUCAUCCUGGUUAAAGGCCGUAGAUGAGAUCCACGCCUUUGUCACUCCCCCGAUUGAGCAAGCACUAAAAGAGAAGGAAGAACGCGAUAGAAAGAUACAGCAAGGUGAAACUAAUCUAGGCGAGGAGCGAACUGAUCUUCUCUGGUCGAUGAUACAGAAUCUCCAGGAUGUGCCAGAGUUGAGAUCGCAGAUCUGUCUGAUCCUCGUGGCCAAUAUUGACACUACUUCGGUUUUCAUCAGUAACUGCAUGUGGUGGCUUGCUCGCCAGCCUGAGGUUUGGCAGAAGAUUCGCCAGGAGGUUGCUGAACUUGGAGAUAUUCCCAUGAAUUUCUCUGUUCUGCGAAAUAUGAAGUAUCUUAACUGUGUCAUGAACGAGACUCACCGAAUGAUUCCCAACAAUGUCUCGCAGCUACGAGGAGCCUUCGAGGACGUCGUAAUACCAGCAGGCGGAGGAUCAGACGGCAAAUCACCAACUCUCAUUCGCAAAGGCGAUUUGGUCUUAAUCAACAAAACCGUCAUGUACCGGGAUCCUGAGAUCUGGGGAGAAGAUGCCGACGAGUUUAAGCCAGAGCGAUUUGACGGGUACAGAGGAUCUUGGCAAUUCCUGCCAUUCGGAGGAGGGCCUCGUCGCUGUCCAGCGCAAAUGAUGGUUCAAACUGAAGCGGCCUACAUUCUUGCUCAUCUAGCCAAGACAUUCUCGCGCAUUGAGCCCCGAGACUCGGCUCCUUACGUGCCUGUCAUGCGGAUCGGGCCUUCGAACAAGACUGGUGUGAAGGUUGCUAUGUAUCGAUAA
This is a messenger RNA of Fusarium sp. VM40, 1539 nucleotides long. The record is from the annotation of a GenBank genome assembly. Lineage: Eukaryota; Fungi; Ascomycota; Sordariomycetes; Hypocreales; Nectriaceae.